AUGCAUAUUUCAUCAGUUUUAAACUUCUUGCCCCCUACUGUCUCUGGCUCUCUCUAUGUCGAUGAUCUACACAUCUCGUGUUCAGGAUCCGACAUGAGAGUCAUCGAGCGACAACUGCAAUUAGCUGUGAACAAGAUCUUAGACUGGUGUGAUCAGAAUGGCCACUCUCUUUCGCCAUCUAAAAGUUGCUGUAUCCAUUUCUGCCGUAAACGCUCACUUCAUAAUGACCCUGACAUCUCCAUUCGAAACAUUAAUAUAACAGUCGUGCAACACACAAAAUUUUUAAGAGUCAUUUUCGACAAUAAGCUAACUUUUUUACCUCAUACCAGGCUAUUACGUAGACAAUGCGAACAGAAACUGAACAUUUUGCGUGUACUGUGUAAUACAUUUUGGGGAGCUGAUCGCCUAGCCCUGCUACGCAUAUAUCAAGCGCUGAUACUUUCACGGCUUGACUAUGCAUGUGCAGUUUAUGGCUCUGCAACCGCCUCCAAUCUACGUAUCUUAGAUACCGUACACCAUUCAGCUCUGCGCAUUUGUUCGGGAGCUUUUCGUACAUCUCCCGUUGAAAGUUUAUACGUUGUCUGCAAUCAAAUACCAUUAGAUUUGCGUCGCAUGAAGCUAUCUCUCAGUUAUUACUUUCGUAUCAUGUCCUCUACAUAUCAUCCACUAAAGAAUUGUGUUAUUUCAUCAAGCUUGGAGAGAUUAUAUGCAGCUAGAUCUUCUCACGUCCGUCCAUCUUCUCAUACCUUCAUGGAACAUUAUACCAUAUCAAUUUUAUUCCCCUUUUAUGAUGUAUAA
This is a messenger RNA of Parasteatoda tepidariorum (common house spider), 798 nucleotides long. Lineage: Eukaryota; Metazoa; Arthropoda; Arachnida; Araneae; Theridiidae. The record is from RefSeq and is a predicted model, not a curated record.